AACACUGUGACCUUGUGAUUGCUAUGGCGGCGCUGGUGAGGAUUAGUUCAGUGUGCAGGAGAGGCGUUAGCCCUGUGUUAUUCCGCACUCCUUCUCUCAUCAGACCUUUGGCAGCACAUAAAAAGGAUGAGGAUCACUUCUACUUGCUUACAGCCAAAAUACGCACAACACCACCUUAUUAUGCUGGCUCUGGGUCUAGUGCCUCUCUGCACUGGACAGGAGAGCGAGUCCUGAGUGUACUUCUCCUAAGCAUGGGUCCUGUCGCUUAUUUCUACCCCGGCCCGGUCAUGGACUAUUCCCUGGCUGCAGCGCUCACUCUGCAUGGCCACUGGGGAUUGGGCCAGGUUGUGACUGACUACGUUCAUGGAGAUUCGAAAGUCAAGUUGGCCAGAGCAGGCCUCUUUAUUCUGUCCUCUGUUACCUUUGCAGGUCUCUGUUAUUUUAAUUAUCACGACGUUGGGAUUUGUAAAGCUGUAGCUCUCCUCUGGAGUAAAUAGACAGACUGUCACAAAGGGAUGGGAAAGUGAAUCAGGUUCUGAAGGCCCCCCCCCAGCUGAUUAUAUACAUUUGUGGGAUUAAAUGUAAAUUAUAUAAUUUUGAUUAUACAAGAUGCCACAUUGAUGAGUGUUUAUAAUCGCCGUUUCCCGAAAUGACUGAAUUUUUUUUUUUUUCUGUUGUGGAGGGGGUGUCCGAGCCGACUUGCUAUGUUUUUGUGGGUGUUAGAGCUUAUAUCCACACUUGCUGUAUUUCAUAGCUUUCGUACGGAUACCAAGGGAAGAGAUUAGCUUCUGAUUGUUUGUCAAUCAUCUUCACUACUGUUCAUGUCAAAACCCACAUAAUGCGUGUUUCAUUAAUUGAAUUGUUUUUAUACAUUAAAGACACUCUCAGAGGAGAACCUGUCCUGGUUCUGCUUCACUUCCUGUUAUCUUGAGCUAAUCCUUUCUGUUUGCUGAUGUCAAGGUUUGAUUGAUUUGUUUUGAGAACUGAGUCAGUGACAGCCAUUAGCUAUUUAAUCUAUUGACUUUUAAAAUGUACCUUAAAAUCCUGUUUUUGUUUUUUAAUGGCCUUAAUUCUGUUCAAAUUCAGCAUUUUGUGUAUAAAUGUUGCAUGGCCUUAAUCCUGUUUCAGUUGAUUUAUAUUUUGAUAUUUUAUCCUUCGCCUCUGGCCAGAAUAUUGUAAAACGUCAGACCCAUGAGCUUCUGUGUAAAUGUGUGUCCAAGCUAAGCCAUGAACAUGACUGAUGCCAGUGUUUUUAAUCUGCUCCAUCUUAUCUGAAUGCACAAGUUAGCUUUGGAAAAAGUAAUUUGUCUUUGGCUUCAAUAAAAUAAAGUCAGUUAUAAGGA
This is a messenger RNA of Neoarius graeffei (lesser salmon catfish), 1343 nucleotides long. It is a transcript of the gene sdhdb, whose product is annotated as succinate dehydrogenase complex, subunit D, integral membrane protein b. Gene Ontology annotation, cellular component: mitochondrial envelope; membrane. Bases 24 to 497 code for a protein of 157 amino acids. Gene Ontology annotation, molecular function: heme binding; ubiquinone binding. Gene Ontology annotation, biological process: mitochondrial electron transport, succinate to ubiquinone; tricarboxylic acid cycle. NCBI's taxonomy places the organism in Eukaryota, Metazoa, Chordata, Actinopteri, Siluriformes, Ariidae. The record is from RefSeq and is a predicted model, not a curated record. The transcript has 4 exons.